AUGUUUACUAAUAAGCAAUUUGAUUUGGCGCAGGAAAGCCUCAAUGGCCCUUCUAUCGAUGCGAUGCUACGAGGCCUGACAGAUCGCCCAAAUGUCCAAGCUACGUUGAUCUUAUCGAAGACAGACGGAUCCAUUAUUCGAGCUGCAGGUGUCAUUGUCAGUGACCAACAACUGUCUUCGGGCGCAGGCUCACAGUACCAAUGGUCGAGGUCACGACAAGACGAGCAAGAGACGAGCAAAGUCAAGGAGCAAGAGCAAAGUGACGGUGAUCAACAGGAAGAUGAUCCAGCACGAGGAAAACAACAGCCCGUCGAAUUAUUGGCAGCGUCUGUUUUCCAGUUUGUGAACAAUGCAGCCUCGCUGGGAUUGACUCUCGGAAGCAUAUCUCGGGACUCCGGAAUCUCUGGUACACUCUCCUACAAGGAUUCAUCUACUUCAAAUCAGGAAGCCUCCGCUGAGGAAGACCACGCGAGAACGAAAGACGACGAAGUACAACUGCUCAGACUUCGGACCAGGUACCAAGAGAUCAUCGUGUUCCCCGACCCCAACUAUAUAUGUUGUGUGGUACAGAAAGUAGGCAAGGCCGGAAGCAAUCCAGAUAGGAGAUGA
Molecule: messenger RNA, 609 nt
Organism: Exophiala aquamarina CBS 119918
Lineage: Eukaryota; Fungi; Ascomycota; Eurotiomycetes; Chaetothyriales; Herpotrichiellaceae
Exons: 1
Coding region: 1-609 (202 amino acids)
Biological process (GO): microtubule-based movement
Cellular component (GO): cytoplasmic dynein complex; cytoplasm
Molecular function (GO): dynein intermediate chain binding
Source: RefSeq, a predicted model, not a curated record